CGUCGUUAGCGAUUCAGAUGUUUACUCUGUUUUUAUCUCAGGAAGAAAAGGAAAGACUCUCUCUCUUGAGCGAUUCACCAGCGUAAGAUCAGAUGGCAGCACCUUUCACGUUGAGGAAGAUCGGAGUUCCGCCGAACUCAGCUAACCUGACGGAGGCUCGCCGCCGUGUUUUCGAUUUCUUCAGAGCUGCGUGUAGAUCCCUCCCCACCGUAAUGGACAUUUACAAUCUACAAGAUGUCGUCGCGCCUUCUCAGCUCCGCUUUGCGAUCUCUGCUCAGAUUCGUAAUAACGCUCACGUCACCGAUCCUAAGGUAAUUGAUCUUCUGUUAUUCAAGGGAAUGGAAGAGCUUACUGACAUUGUGGAUCACGCAAAGCAGCGUCACCACAUUAUUGGUCAGUACGUGGUGGGUGAAGGGCUCGUCCAGAAUACUGGAAGCAAGGAUCGAGGGAAGUCUGAUUUUCUCAAGAACUUCUACACCAGCAACUACUUUUGAGCUGGUGAUUGUUUUUCUCUACUGGAUUUACCAAAUUCAAGAAUAAUUAGACAUUUUCAUUUGUAUUAAUUUCGCCAAACAUUCAAGUUUUAUCUGUGACAGUGUUAGCUGCGCAAACAAUGCUAUGAUUUCAAGGUACAUAAUCAGCUCUCUUUUCUUUCCAACUCUUAA
Molecule: messenger RNA, 665 nt
Organism: Brassica oleracea var. oleracea
Lineage: Eukaryota; Viridiplantae; Streptophyta; Magnoliopsida; Brassicales; Brassicaceae
Product: NADH dehydrogenase [ubiquinone] 1 alpha subcomplex subunit 6-like
Exons: 2
Coding region: 93-494 (133 amino acids)
Biological process (GO): response to oxidative stress
Source: RefSeq, a predicted model, not a curated record